This is a messenger RNA of Clonostachys rhizophaga, 573 nucleotides long. The record is from the annotation of a GenBank genome assembly. NCBI's taxonomy places the organism in Eukaryota, Fungi, Ascomycota, Sordariomycetes, Hypocreales, Bionectriaceae.
AUGGACGGAAAGGAGCCCGAGCAGACCCCUUUCGAGGCUGUCUCUGCGCACAGCUCCCGCAUUCAGCAGCGAUUCCAAGCAAUCCUGGAUCAGUCCACCCCAUUCGUCGCCUACCGAUGGGCCUCCACUGGCUUUUUGCUGAUCAUCUUCGCCGCCCGCAUCCUCGUCGCGCAGGGCUGGUACAUCAUCGCCUACGCCCUUGCCAUCUAUCUCCUCAACUUGUUCCUGGCAUUCCUGUCGCCCAAGAUUGACCCCUCGAACGAUGCGAUCGAUAAUGAGAUGGAGGAUGGCUCCGUGGGAACUCUCCCCACCAGGCAGGAUGAGGAGUUCAGGCCAUUCAUCCGCCGCCUUCCCGAGUUUCAAUUCUGGUACUGGGCCACUCGCGCCAUUUUCUUCAGCUUCGUCGCCGCCUGGAUCCCCUUCUUCGACAUCCCCGUGUUCUGGCCUGUCCUGGUCACCUACUGGAUGGUCCUCUUCUUCCUUACUAUGCGUCAGCAAAUCCAGCACAUGAUCAAGUACCGCUAUGUCCCCUUCUCCUUCGGCAAGAAGAAAUACUCCAAGAACAGCUCGUAG